UUGGCGGCCGUUUGUUGUUGAAACAUAUAGGAAGUUUUGCUUGAUGCGGCUAUUGCAGUUUUCUGUUUCGGUACAGGGUUGAAAACCCCUCUACUCGCAAGAUGGGCUACCUUAAAUACAUUGAAGUAGAGAACUUCAAGUCAUACCGGGGUCGGCAAAUUAUCGGCCCCCUGAAACCUUUUACCGCCAUUAUUGGCCCAAACGGUUCGGGCAAAAGUAAUUUUAUGGACGCAAUAAGUUUCGUGCUUGGAGAGAAACAGAAACAGCUUCGUGUAAAAAGGUUUUCGGAUCUCAUUCACGGAGCACCAAUUGGCCAACCGGUAGCAUCCAGGGCUCAUGUAAAAGCCGUCUACGAACAUGAUGACGGGUCUGAUCUACAGUUUACACGCAUGGUGACUGGUUCUACGUCAGAAUAUCUGAUCAAUGGAGUCGCCUGCUCGGCGGAACACUAUCUUCAAAAGCUUGAAAUUCUGGGAAUUAAUGUUAAGGCCAAGAACUUUCUAGUGUUUCAGGGUGCUGUUGAGAGCAUUGCGAUGAAAAAUCCAAAAGAGCGUACAGUUCUUUUUGAAGAAAUUAGCCGAUCAGGCGAUCACAAAGCGGAGUACGAACGUUGUAAAAAGGAGAUGAUUUCAGCAGAAGAAGAGACUCAGUGUACCUAUCAAAAAAAGAAAGGAAUUGCUGCAGAGCGAAAGGAAGCCCAGAUUGAGAAGCAAGAGGCUGAAAAAUAUCAAAAGCUUAAGGAGGAUGUAGGCACAAAGCAAGUGAAUCUUCAUCUCUUCCGACUCUUUCACCAAGAACGCGAAAGUCGAGAAUGCGAAGAGGAGUUACAAAAAAAGAACGUUCAGUUAGCCGAAGUUAACCGAAGGAAGGACAAAAUUGAAGCAGAACUUAAAGAAAAAAAGAAAGAUGUUGGCAAAGCGCAAAGAGAACUAGCGAAGGUUGAACAGACUCACCGUGAUGCUGAUGUCGAAUUAAAUAAAAGGAAGCCAGCUUAUAUAAAAGCAAAAGAAAAGACUGCACACAUGCAGAAGAAACUUGAUGCGGCGAAGAAAUCUCUUGAGGCCGCAACAAAAACUCAUAAAAGCCACCAAGGCGAAAUUGAAGAGCUAGAGCAUGAACUUUCUCAAGUAGAAAAGAAGAUCGAGGCGUACGAGCAGGAAAGUAUUGAAACGGCGGCCCGAAAGGGUCGCGACGUAUCAUUGGAAGAGAGUCAGGUCAAGGAAUAUAAUCGGUUAAAGGAGAAAGCCGGUAAAAUGGCUUCAGCCGCACUGCAAGAGUACGAUUCGGUAGCGAGAGAGCAAAAAACAGAUCAAGACCAUCUAGACAAUGAAUUGCGUAAAAGAAACGAGUGUGAGGCGAAGUUGAAACAAAAGAAAGCUGAGCUUGAAGAGAAUCAGCGGCGAAUUAACAAGCUUGUCGACUACAUUAAGACCAGCGAAAAUUCACUGCAAGAUCUCAAGGAGGAAGAAAAGAAGCUUCGUGUAGAAGUUGUCGAGGCAAAGAAGAGGCACCAGGAACUAACACAAAAAUUUGAAGACGUUUGUGCUUCGCUGGGAGACGCUAAAGUAGAUAAACAUGAGGACGCUCGACGCAAAAGGAAGUCAGAAAUUGUAGAGCAUUUCAAAAAAUUGUAUCCUGGUGUACAUGACCGACUUGUUAAUUUAUGCCACCCGAUUCACAAGAAAUAUAACGUUGCACUAACUAAGGUGUUAGGACGAAAUAUGGAGGCCAUUGUCGUUGAUACUGAAAAGACUGGGCGAGCGUGCAUCCAAUAUCUCAAAGAACAAAUGCUUGAGGCUGAAACUUUUCUACCUCUGGAUUACAUCGAUUUCAAACCUCUUAAAGAACGUCUUAGAGAAUUUAAAGACGUACCUAACGUUAAACUGCUGUACGACGUGCUGAAAUACGAGCCAUUAAGCAUCAAGAAAGCUGUUCUUUAUGCAACAAAUAAUGCACUAGUGUGUGAGACAGCCGAAGAUGCAGCCAAAGUGGCUUUCCAGUCUCCGGACGGAAAACGAUAUGAUGCCGUAGCACUUGAUGGAACCUAUUAUCAAAAAAACGGGUUCAUAUCGGGAGGUAGCUCCGACCUAGCCAAGAGGGCUAAGCGUUGGGAUGACAAGGAUUUCCAUAAAUUGAAGGAUCAAAAAGAAAAGCUGCAAGAAGAUCUUCGUGAGGCAAUGAAAACUGCGCGAAAAGAGAGUGACCUAACAACAAUCGAGUCCCAGAUCAAAGGUCUUGAAACUCGGAUCAAGUACUCAAAAACAGAUAAAGAUAAUACCGAGAAAAAAGUAACAAAUUCUCUACGAAGUGAAAUAGAAAAGCUCGAGAAGGAUUAUGCCACAUUUGAGCCUAGAGUGAAGCAGCUUGAGCAAAGUAUGCGUGAACGGGAAGGCCGCAUUAAUGAAAUAAAAGCCCGCCAGAAUACCGUUGAGGAUGAUGUAUUUCGCGAUUUUUGUGAGCAGAUUGGGGUGGCGAAUAUUCGUGAGUAUGAGGAGAGGGAGUUACACGCUAGCCAGGAAAGAGAGAAACAACGUGCAGAGCUUGAAAACCAAAAGAACAGAAUUGCUUCUCACCUUGAGUACGAACGUACUAAGGACACAUUGGCUUUGGUAAAUAAAUGGACUGGAACCGUAGAACAGGAUCAACAGGAACUGGGUCGACUGAAAGAAAUAGAACAGAAGCAAAAAGAGCUGAUUGAGCAACAAAUGGAAGCCAUCUCGACACUUAAAAAUGAGCGGCAGUCGAAAAAGAUUAGAGUGGAUGAAAUUGAUGAGGAGGUAGCAGAAAUACGUAAGAGACUGACUGCACAACAAAAAGAGGUUACUGGCGUGCAAAAAACUGUCACACAAGCAGAGGCCAAACUCGAGCAGAAGCGAAGCGAACGACAUACACUUCUUCAAAGCUGUAAGCUCGAAGGGAUACGUAUUCCCCUGAUUCGGGGAUCAAUGGAAGAUAUCGUCCUGCAGGAAGACGGCGAAGAAGGCCAGGGAAAUCAGAAUUUAAGUCAAGGAACGAAUGUCAUGUCACAAAUGUAUGCUAGAGAGGCUGCAAUGGAAAUCGAUUAUAAUCAAUUGUCCGAGGAGCAACAAGAGGUUGACACACCGGAAGAAGUGCGGAAGAUUACCGCGCGAAUGGAAAAAGAAAUAAACGACAUGACAAAUAUGCUGCAACGUAUUCAGGCUCCUAAUUUCAAGGCCAUGGAAAAACUCGACAGCGUGAAAGAGAGGUUGAAAGAUACUGAUACUGAGUUCGAACAUGCUCGCAAGAAGGUGCGCAAGGCCAAGUCUAACUUCGAGUUGGUAAAGAGAGAACGCUUUCAAAAGUUUAACACAUGCUUUGAGCACGUGUCAAACUGUAUCGACGAAAUUUAUAAGUCGCUUACAAACAACCCUUCGGCGCAAGCUUUUCUUGGACCCGAGAAUCCCGAAGAACCAUAUCUUGAAGGAAUUAAUUAUAACUGCGUGGCUCCCGGAAAGCGAUUUCAACCUAUGUCAAAUCUGUCAGGUGGGGAAAAAACCGUAGCUGCUUUAGCUCUGCUCUUCGCCAUCCAUUCGUAUCAGCCAGCGCCUUUCUUCGUCCUUGACGAAAUUGACGCUGCUCUUGAUAAUACCAAUAUUGGAAAGGUGGCACGGUUCAUUCGUGAGAAGACACAGACUUCAUUUCAAUGCAUUGUGAUCUCUCUCAAGGAAGAAUUUUAUGGCCACGCGGAUUGUCUAGUGGGCAUUUGUCCAGAUCCGGGCGAGUGCACCAUUUCGCGGAUCUACACAAUUGAUUUAUCUGAACACGAGGAUACAUUCGUAUAAGUUAAUACAUGGUUUACUCUUCUUUUAGUUGCACAUGCGCAAUGUAUUCGAAAAAAAUCCUUCGUAUGGAGCCCUUACUCCUGAAUAUUGACAGUACCUCUUUUGCGUCUUCUCAUUGUCUCCCCAAUUUCAAAUAUAUGAAAAUACAUGUACACCAAAAAACGUAACUGCAAACACAUUAGACGCAAAAUUAAGGAAAAAAAUAUAUUCACGCAUACUAUUAAAUAGUUUAGGUGAAAUUAAUCAUUUUUAUUAUUUGAAAAUGUGGCUUUUAUUGCGUCUAGGGUUGCCCUAUGAAAAGAAUCUUUGUACGAAGGUCAAAUUCUAAAGACCAGACUUUAUUACUGAAGUAUUCGCCUGGUAGUGUGAUUUUCACCUACUGAACUGUGACCGUUGCAUGCAUGGGCCUCGGGUCGGGACUGAUUCUAAUAUCACUUCAAAGCAAUUAAAGGAAGUAUUUCUUGGUAAAUGUACAUAUAUAAUUAAGCAUGUAGUUGGUGUACUUCCGUCAUAUAUGUAUGAGUAUAUAUAUUGCCUUUUUAACAUGCAGAGUCGUUUAUUACGUUCGAUAAAACACAAUGUGAGCUAUGAACGAGA
Molecule: messenger RNA, 4400 nt
Organism: Varroa destructor (honeybee mite)
Lineage: Eukaryota; Metazoa; Arthropoda; Arachnida; Mesostigmata; Varroidae
Gene: SMC1
Product: structural maintenance of chromosomes 1
Biological process (GO): sister chromatid cohesion
Cellular component (GO): nucleus; chromosome; cohesin complex
Molecular function (GO): protein binding; DNA binding; ATP hydrolysis activity
Source: RefSeq, a predicted model, not a curated record